GUAUUUGUACCAAGGUAACUUCAGUAGUUAUACAUAGCUCAGUGGCACGGCCUAUACCGGAAGUAUGGUACCGGAAGUGGGAGACAUGUGGUUCUACGUGCGCAAGCGCCUUUAAAUUUCAAGUUGUGUUUUGCCAAAAGAAAUUUGUCUUAAAAUAUUUGUUGUUCAUUGUCUCGUUCGUAAAAGUCUGUAUUCUCCUCUCUGCUUUCUCGUAUAAAUGAGCUCAAGUGACCAAGCUGGUUUGCUUUUAAAGAAGCAAUUAAAAGAGUUGAGUAGAAAAGGAACAGAGGGAUUCUCUGCUGGCCUUGUAGACGACGACGACUUGUUCAAAUGGGAGGUGACAAUAUUUGGACCGCCAGAUACGUUUUAUGAGGGUGGAUUCUUUAGAGCUGAACUAUAUUUUCCUAAGGAAUAUCCACAGAAGCCUCCUAAAAUGAAGUUUACAUCAGAUAUAUGGCACCCAAAUGUUCAUAAAAACGGUGAUGUUUGUAUUUCCAUACUUCACGAACCUGGUGAGGAUAAGUUUGGAUACGAGACAGCGUCCGAAAGAUGGUUACCCAUUCAUACAGUCGAAUCAAUCCUUAUUAGUGUUAUAUCAAUGAUAACUGAUCCAAACGAUGAGUCUCCAGCAAACGUAGAUGCAGCUAAAGAAUGGCGAGACGAUUACAAUGGAAUGUUUAAAAAACACGUUCAACGGUGUGUGAGACUGAGUCAGGAGAAAAUGUAAAAAAAAAAUAUAAAACAAUAUAUCCUUACCUUGAUAAUGAAGUAUAGUCAGCUAUGCACAUCUAGAAAUAGCCACACAUCAAUAGGAACAAAUUAUGCAAUAUGUACAUUCAGCUAUUUCCACAUAUUGAGAUCAGUUAUUGUCGUGGACAUAGAGAGAUGCAGAAAGGGUAAUAUAGCUAGAGUCAAAGCACUGAACUUUCAAGUGACACUUCAUUCAAGUUAAGAUCACUGAUGUGUUCCAGAGAGAUGGUUAGAUUCAAAUAAUGUUGAUGAAAACACUGUGUUAUGAAAAUGAAUGUAUCAUGAAAGUUGAUCAUUUUGUGGACAUCAAGUGUUUUCAACAUCAUUUGAAGGCGACUCGAAAUGGCAUCUCAAGUUUUUUUUAAACCAGGAGAGGAAUCAUUCACCUGUCUUUUGUAGUUAUCGCAUUUCAAAUUUUGGAUGUAAAAUACUAAAAUUUAAGCAGCACAAUUUAAUUAAUUUUCUAGGCUUGAAACGUUUUUCAUUGUAGUUCAUGCAUCUCAUAUGUAUACAGACAGAUCUUUGUACAGCUUCAUUUCUAAUAAAUUGUACGCCUUCUUUUUGUUUUUCAA
Molecule: messenger RNA, 1322 nt
Organism: Dendronephthya gigantea
Lineage: Eukaryota; Metazoa; Cnidaria; Anthozoa; Malacalcyonacea; Nephtheidae
Product: ubiquitin-conjugating enzyme E2 G1-like
Exons: 5
Coding region: 218-727 (169 amino acids)
Biological process (GO): protein polyubiquitination; proteasome-mediated ubiquitin-dependent protein catabolic process
Molecular function (GO): ubiquitin conjugating enzyme activity
Source: RefSeq, a predicted model, not a curated record